CUUUCUAUCACUUUCUAAUGAACUUAGUUUAGUUUGACCUGAAAUACGGGAAGAUGGCGCGGUGGAGCUGCGGUGCCACGUCUUGUUACACGGCAAAAAACACAUUAAAUCCUUUUAACUCUUUUUUAUGUGCUUUUAUUUCUUGUUUAAUUAUUUGUCCUUUAAUCACCGAUGCUGGGCUGUACACAGCGUCGGAUCAAGUUAUUAUUUUAUCACCGGAGAACGUGUACUCGGUGGUGUAUAACUCCAGCGCGGCUCGUCUCGUGAUGUUUUACGCGACCUGGUGCGGACACUGUGUCGCCUUCUCACCCACCUGGAAAAGCCUCGCCAGAGAUAUUAAAGAAUGGAAGCCUGCUGUGGAUCUGGCUGCUAUUGAUUGUGCUGAUGAAAGCAACAGAAAAGUUUGCACCAAUUUCGGCAUCACAGGAUAUCCCACGCUGAAGUACUUCCCUGCUUAUUCAACCAAUGAGUCCAUGGGGCAGCAGUUCAGUGGACCUGCAAAGGAUGUGAGAGGCCUUCGGCACUACAUUAUCAAUAAAUUGGAGCAGCAACAUGAGGCUUGGCCACCAGCUUGUCCACCUUUAGAGGCAGCUAGUGUGGCAGAGAUCGACAACUUUUUUCAGACCAACAAUGUAAAGCACCUUGUUCUUGUGUUUGAGAGGGAAAACUCCUAUGUGGGGAGAGAGGUGACAUUGGAUUUGUUGCAGUACGAGAACAUAGCUGUGCGCAGGGUUUUGGACACAGAGACAAGUUUGGUGUCCAGGCUUGGUGUGACCGAAUUUCCUUCCUGCUAUCUGUACUACCCGUCCAGAUACUUCUGUAGAAUAAAAGUACUCAGUGAAGCUCGUACCUUCUACACAUAUGCCCUCCAGAGGUUGCCAGGGGUAGUGCGGUCAGGCAAACCCCAGACUCCCAUCACUGAACUCAUCAAGAACACAAAUCUAGAGGAAUGGAGGCCCUUUAACAAGACGGGUGUGUAUAUGUCUGAUUUGGAAUCAGCGCUGCAUUAUUCUCUGCGUGUAGAGCUGUCUGGUCACAUCCGCAUCAGUGGAGACGAUCUGACUGCACUCAAAAAGUAUAUGCAUGUACUGGUUAAGUAUUUCCCAGGUCGUCCGUCUGUAAAGAGUGCACUGAAGACCAUGGACAACUGGUUACAACUACAGAAUGGGACGGAGAUCAGAUACAGUGAUUUGAGAGAUGUGCUGGACAAUGCUGUACAGACGAGCGAUGCAGUGUUGCCUGAAGGUGUUCGGUGGGUGGGCUGCCAGGGAUCUCAACCCCAAUACCGUCGAUACCCCUGUGCUGUUUGGACACUCUUCCAUGUGCUCACGGUGCAGGCUAAAGAAAUUGGCAGCACAGACCCUCAGGUAGUGUUGCAGGCGAUAAGAGGUUAUGUCAGCAGUUUUUUUGGAUGCAGGACCUGUGCAACUCACUUUGAGAGUAUGGCCCAGGAGAGCAUGGAUCAAGUGAACUCGCUGUCUCACGCUGUCCUCUGGCUGUGGUCUCACCACAACCAGGUCAACAACCGCCUGGCAGGAGAAUUGAGUGAGGACCCCCAUUUCCCUAAGAUUCAGUGGCCGCCUCCAGAGCUGUGUCCUAGCUGUCAUGGUGUAAAGAGGACCGGUGAGCACCACUGGAACCAAGAGCAGGUGCUGAACUUCCUCCGAAACUACUUUUCUGCAGAUCACAUUCUGAUGGACUACCUGCAGGACGAGACCCAGGCUCUCAUCCAUCAGAGGAAUCGACUUGCGGCCGCUCGGAUGGAGAAUGAAGCCGGGCGUGGGUUGGAACGGAAAACUCGAGAGGUUCUCGAAAACCACCCUGCCGAAGAGCCUCAAGAAGAGGAGCAGGAGGAGGAGGAGGAGGAAGAGGAAGAGCCAGCACUGGAGGAGCAGGCCGGUGAGCCGUACCCUGCGGGGCUGGAGGGAAUGGGGGUGGCCGGAGAAGACCCAACUGAUAACCAGGCACCGUGGGAGAAGCCGAAGCGGCCCCAGUCCCAACACAAGCCAAGAAUUGUGGGAUUGAAACUACGGGAGCGCCAGGAGGACAUAGUAGACCUGGAUUCCUUUGUAAGCCAACACUAUAAAGCCAAAGCCCUUCAAGCUGCAGCCAUGUCUGGCGUGGUGCGACGGAGGAGUCUGCAAAAGAAGGAGGAUGCAGAAGACCUCCAGCUCGAGGGAGGUUGGAGGGUGAAGCGAGACCUGGGAAGCCAGGAAGAGAACCUCUGGAUAGAAGCGUUGCCCAGACCCCAAAGCAAGCGCUGGAUGUCCCUGCUCAGCGUGGGAUUCUCCAGGCUGGAUGUGAGCCUGUGUGUCCUGCUGUACCUCCUCUCCACCAUGUGUCUGCUCGCCAUGUACCUGUAUUUUAAAAUGAGGAUAAAGCUGCGGCGGGCUAAAUUGUCUCUGGCCUAGAGCAUCGCUCCAGCGUAAACUUUUACUUCCAGCAAGGACGACCAAAUCUCACAAGCUGUGGCUACUAGAGAACUUGACUGUUUCAGGGCCAAAGUAACGAUGCACAGAAAUUGAGAGAUUACAAAGUAUUGUUUUUGAUUUUAUGGUAAUUAAGAGGAUAAUACGGAAAAAUGCCAACGUGUCAUUUUACGGACCCCGCACUUGUCCAUGAAGGGCUGCUUGUGGUCUGAAUUUUACAUUUUUUUUACUUCAUCUUGCAUUUUUGUAAUUGUAAUGAAUGUCUUUAAUUUGUUUUUAUAUGACCACUCAAAGAAAUCUGCAGCACGCAUAAUUUCAAAAAGGACCAACCAUUUUGUAUAAUAUUCUUGAAACUUUAAAAUUUAGAUUUAUGAAAUAUUUUAGCUCAAAAACUGCAUUUUUAACAUGCCCACUUGCCAUUUAGUAAAAUAGUUUCUAAAUGUAUAUAUACAGUAUAUUGUUUCGAAAUUGGAAUAGCUCUAUGAUUGUGGUUAUAAUGAAAAUACACCCCUAGAUCUGCAUGCGUUUGGUUUAAACCAUUAAUUUUGUCAUGAUCUCACUGCCUGUUUGUUCAUUCACUGUGAUCAAAUAUUUGAUUUUUUUUUUCUCUUCACAAAAAUAUUGUAAGAUUUGUGUAUUGCAGAGCAACUCUACAACAAGUACCUGAAACGAUCAGGAUCACCGAGAUUAUGGUUUGUGCCUGUGUUAGGUAAGCAAGUGCUUUGCUGGGUAAAAUCUGAUUAAAACUUUUAUUUUAUUUCUAAAAA
This is a messenger RNA of Pimephales promelas (fathead minnow), 3196 nucleotides long. It is a transcript of the gene qsox1, whose product is annotated as quiescin Q6 sulfhydryl oxidase 1. Gene Ontology annotation, molecular function: protein disulfide isomerase activity; flavin-dependent sulfhydryl oxidase activity. Gene Ontology annotation, biological process: protein folding. NCBI's taxonomy places the organism in Eukaryota, Metazoa, Chordata, Actinopteri, Cypriniformes, Leuciscidae. The record is from RefSeq and is a predicted model, not a curated record. Gene Ontology annotation, cellular component: Golgi membrane.